AGGUGGCGGAGGAAGAAUUGUCGGCAUUGGCCUGGCCAGCGCUGGUUGGUGGCCUGGAGGAGGAUUUGAUUGGAAAACCAACGGUGCAGCUGGCCGCGGUGUCCCUGAGGUUGAGGGGACCGGGAAUAGGCUGGGGGGAGGACAGGACGGGCUGAGACUGGACGGGACCCCCGGUCUGCAGCAGCAGGGACAAUGAUAAGGAGAUUGGCCUGAAGGAGGGACCGUCCCUCCCGCGCGGAAUGCGAUGUUAAUUCUGGGGCAUUGAUGUUUUACAAUGCCUGAUCAAGAUAAAAAGGUGAAGACCACAGAAAAAUCAACUGAUAAAAAACAGCAAGAAAUCACCAUCAGGGACUAUUCAGAUCUUAAAAGACUUCGGUGCCUUUUGAACGUCCAAUCAAGCAAACAACAGCUUCCAGCCAUUAACUUCGAUAGUGCCCAAAAUAGCAUGACGAAGUCUGAGCCCGCCAUCAGGGCGGGUGGACACAGAGCUCGGGGUCAGUGGCAUGAAUCCACAGAAGCUGUUGAACUUGAAAAUUUUAGUAUAAACUACAAGAAUGAGAGAAAUUUCAGCAAACAUCCUCAGCGUAAACUAUUUCAGGAGAUCUUUACCGCCUUGGUGAAAAAUAGACUCAUAUGCAGAGAGUGGGUUAAUCGAGCCCCAUCUAUUCAUUUUCUGAGAGUGUUAAUCUGUCUGAGGCUACUAAUGAGGGAUCCAUGUUAUCAGGAAAUACUCCAUAGCUUGGGUGGGAUUGAAAACCUAGCUCAGUAUAUGGAGAUUGUAGCCAAUGAGUACCUCGGCUAUGGAGAAGAGCAGCACACUGUGGACAAGCUGGUCAACAUGACAUAUAUUUUUCAAAAACUUGCUGCAGUCAAAGAUCAAAGAGAAUGGGUCACCACAAGCGGAGCCCACAAGACAUUAGUAAAUUUACUUGGUGCCCGAGAUACUAAUGUUCUAUUGGGUUCCCUUCUGGCUCUGGCUAGUUUAGCAGAAAGUCAAGAAUGUAGGGAGAAGAUAAGUGAACUCAACAUUGUAGAAAAUCUGUUGAUGAUUUUACAUGAAUAUGACUUGCUUUCUAAAAGACUAACAGCGGAGUUGCUGCGCCUACUUUGUGCAGAGCCCCAGGUGAAAGAGCAGGUGAAGCUCUAUGAGGGGAUACCUGUCCUCCUCAGUCUGCUCCACUCUGACCACUUGAAGCUCCUCUGGAGCAUUGUCUGGAUUCUGGUACAGGUUUGUGAGGACCCUGAGACCAGCGUGGAAAUUCGCAUUUGGGGAGGCAUCAAACAGCUUCUUCAUAUUUUACGAGGAGACAGAAAUUUUGUUUCUGAUCACUCCUCCAUUGGAAGCCUGUCCAGUGCAAAUGCUGCAGGCCGAAUCCAGCAGCUUCAUUUAUCAGAAGACUUGAGCCCUAGGGAAAUACAAGAAAAUACUUUCUCACUUCAAGCAGCCUGCUGUGCUGCCCUCACUGAGCUGGUGCUCAAUGACACCAAUGCCCACCAGGUGGUUCAGGAAAAUGGUGUAUAUACAAUAGCAAAAUUUAUUUUACCAAAUAAGCAAAAGAAUGCAGCAAAAAGUAAUCUAUUACAGUGUUAUGCUUUCAGAGCCUUGAGAUUUCUCUUCAGUAUGGAAAGAAACAGACCACUCUUUAAAAGACUUUUCCCCACAGACUUGUUUGAGAUCUUCAUUGACAUAGGGCAUUAUGUACGUGAUAUCAGUGCUUAUGAAGAAUUGGUAUCCAAGCUGAAUUUAUUAGUGGAGGAUGAACUGAAGCAAAUUGCUGAAAAUAUUGAAAGCAUUAAUCAGAACAAAGCUCCUUCGAAAUAUAUAGGCAACUAUGCAAUUUUGGAUCAUCUUGGAAGUGGAGCUUUUGGCUGUGUUUACAAGGUUAGAAAGCGUAGUGGUCAAAAUCUUUUAGCAAUGAAAGAGGUCAAUUUACAUAACCCAGCAUUUGGAAAGGAUAAGAAAGAUCGAGACAGCAGUGUAAAGAAUAUUGUUUCUGAAUUAACAAUAAUUAAAGAGCAGCUUUAUCAUCCCAACAUUGUACGUUAUUACAAAACAUUUCUGGAAAAUGAUAGGUUGUACAUAGUUAUGGAGCUGAUAGAAGGAGCCCCGCUUGGAGAGCAUUUCAGUUCUUUGAAGGAAAAACAUCAGCAUUUUACUGAAGAAAGACUAUGGAAAAUAUUUAUACAGCUAUGCUUAGCUCUUCGAUACUUACACAAGGAGAAGAGGAUUGUCCAUAGAGAUCUGACACCAAACAACAUUAUGUUGGGGGAUAAGGACAAAGUAACAGUUACUGACUUUGGCCUGGCAAAGCAAAAACAAGAAAACAGUAAACUCACGUCUGUGGUUGGAACAAUCCUGUAUUCUUGCCCCGAGGUACUGAAGAGUGAGCCGUAUGGGGAGAAGGCUGAUGUCUGGGCAGUAGGCUGCAUCCUUUAUCAGAUGGCGACUUUGAGUCCCCCCUUCUACAGCACUAACAUGCUGUCCUUGGCUACAAAAAUAGUGGAGGCGGUAUAUGAACCAGUGCCAGAAGGUAUCUACUCUGAAAAAGUAACAGACACCAUCAGCAGGUGCCUCACUCCUGAUGCGGAAGCUCGUCCAGAUAUUGUAGAAGUCAGUUCGAUGAUAUCAGAUGUCAUGAUGAAAUAUUUAGACAACUUAUCUACAUCCCAGUUGUCCUUGGAAAAGAAGCUAGAACGAGAACGAAGACGCACACAAAGGUAUUUUAUGGAAGCCAACCGGAACACCGUCACAUGUCACCAUGAGCUGGCUGUUCUAAUUCACGAGACCUUUGAGAAGGCAAGUUUGAGUAGCAGCAGCAGUGGAGCAGCCAGCCUGAAAAGUGAACUUUCAGAAAGCGCAGACCUGCCCCCUGAAGGCUUCCAGGCCUCCUAUGGUAAAGACGAAGACAGGGCCUGUGACGAAAUCCUGUCAGAUGAUAACUUCAACCUGGAAAAUACUGAGAAAGAUACAUAUUCAGAGGUAGAUGAUGAAUUGGACAUUUCGGGUAACUCCAGCAGCUCCAGUUCAAGCCCUCUGAAAGAAUCUACAUUCAACAUUUUAAAGAGAAGUUUUAGUGCUUCAGGAGGAGAAAGACAAUCGCAAACAAGGGACUUCACUGGAGGAACAGGAUCAAGACCAAGACCAGCUUUGCUGCCUCUUGACCUGCUUCUGAAAGUGCCACCCCACAUGCUCAGGGCCCACAUUAAGGAACUAGAGGCCGAGUUAGUGACAGGGUGGCAGUCCCAUAGCCUUCCUGCUGUGAUUCUUCGAAAUCUCAAAGAUCAUGGGCCACAGAUGGGCACAUUCUUGUGGCAAGCAUCAGCAGGAAUUGCUGUGUCCCAGAGGAAAGUGCGUCAGAUCAGCGAUCCUAUUCAGCAGAUAUUAAUUCAGCUGCACAAAAUAAUCUAUAUCACACAGCUUCCUCCAGCUUUGCACCACAAUUUGAAAAGAAGGGUUAUAGAGAGAUUCAAGAAAUCCCUCUUCAGCCAGCAGAGUAACCCUUGUAAUUUGAAAUCUGAAAUUAAAAAGUUAUCUCAGGGAUCUCCAGAACCGAUUGAGCCCAACUUUUUCACAGCAGAUUACCAUUUAUUACAUCGUUCAUCCGGUGGAAACAGCCUGUCCCCAAAUGACCCUACAGGUUUACCAACCAGCAUUGAAUUGGAGGAAGGAAUAACAUAUGAACAGAUGCAGACUGUGAUUGAAGAAGUCCUUGAGGAAAGUGGCUAUUACAAUUUUACAUCUAACAGGUAUCAUUCCUAUCCAUGGGGGACCAAGAAUCACCCAACCAAAAGAUGAAAAUGCUGCAUUUUGAGUGGACUUGAUUUUCUCAGUGAAGUUCAAGUUCUGGACUUCAGCCGCUAUUGCAAGAUGCCCAAGGAUUGGGUGCUGCUAGAGGGUGUGGAAAAGACCAAGAUGCCAUGGGGCCUGCAGGACUUCUUUCUGGGGGUCCUGUGCUGGAGUAUAUGACAGCUGCAGUACUUGAGGGCUUCAUUGCCAGAACACAUUAUAUACAGGAUGUCAGAGCUAUCAGUGUGCUGCUGGGAGAAAAUGCUGCAAAAUUCAUCUUUUGGAGGGUGGGGGGAAAACCCAAAAACAACAACAAAAAAACUCUCUUACAGAAUUUUCCUUAACAUUAAAAAAAUACUUGUCAUAUUUUUCAAAGGCACAUUUGAUACUCAGAAUUGCUAAAAGUAUAUUUAAAGACAUCUAGCCUUCCAUAUGUAAAAAAUAUUUUAGAUAAAGACAGUUACAGGACUCAGAAUAAUAUAUUGGGUGAUUCACUGUAUCCUCCAUUUUUACAUUUAAAGAAAUUCAAAAUACGUUAUUAAUUUUUUUUUUUUAAUGGAUGGGUUGGUUCUCGCUUAACCACUUGGGUGCUAGUGGUCUUGAACUGUGAUACAGUGUAGACAGUAUUUGUAACCUUGCACAGCCUCUGGGGGUAACUGUCAAACUGUCAGAUUUAACUUAGACUAAUAGAAUAUAUUGCUGUACAGUGUGUGUAUAUGUUUAUAUGUGAGGGCGGAAGGAGAGAGGUUUUGAUUAGACUAAUGCUUUGCUGCUAAUCAAACUUAUAGUAUUUUUAGAGCACUUUGAAGAGUUUAUAGAAUCUAUGAAAAAGAUGCAAUAUUCCUCAUCCUAAAUCCCUCCUUAUUACAAUUACCUAAAUUGUUUAUGAAUUGUUUAGGAUUUUGAAAUGAAAAUAAGUUAAAUCCCUUUUUUACUCAUUGAGGCAGCUCAAUGGAAGUGAAAUCAGAAUGCCAAACUGUGUAUCAUCCUUUAUGCCGGGAGAAUUAUGAUGAAAAUCUGCUAGAUUCUCACUGGGCUUAAACUCCUUCUCUUCAAUCAGCUUCUUAAAACUCUGGUGUAAUGUCAAGAAAUACCCUUAUUGUGAAAUCUGUCUACACUUCUAGCUACCUAAAGAGCAAUUUAUUCUACAUAAUUAGUAAUCUGAAAGUUGAAAUUAUACUUUUUAUUUACUUUUCAUGGAGUUCUGUCAUCUUUAUUUACACUGAAUUUUUUUAGUAUGAUUGAAUCGAUUUUAGUUCAAUGUAUUUACAGUGGUUGAAAGACCAUAACCUUCUUUCUGUAUAGUAUGAAAAUCUACACUAUUUUUAAAUGAGCAUAUUUAAUACUUAAAUUAUAUCCAAAUUCCCUUUAAUCAUGCACUAAUGCUUUUGAAGAUUGUCAAUGGAUCUUUCUUUAAGCCAAAUUAACAAUUACAGAUACACUGUAAUGUAAGAUAAUAGAUGCAAAUACAGUAAUGAAAAUUUCAGUUUCAGCUUUCAAACUAAUUCUAUCCAUAUGUGAAAUUCAUAAAAUCAAAAUGCUAUGAUAUUGAUUUACCCAGGCAAAAUUUUAUUUCUGUUCCAAGUUCAUUUGAACCUGCACUUAUAAUUCUUUUUAUCUUUCAAUGUAUGAACGGGGCACGUUUCUUCUUCAUGCAGGAAGCACAGACCUGGAGGGGCACAAAUUCUAAUUGUGGGGUGAGAGUUUGAAAUCAAGUUAUUUCCCAAAUGGUAGUAUAUAGUAAACAGAAUUUAGGAAAGAAUAGUAUUCAAAAGGUGUACCGUGGUAAGAGAAGAUAAAUGGUUUACUUGAAGAUGUUUUAAAGUGUAUAUAGUUGGCCUUAUUGACCAGAAAGUGAGCAAAAUGUUUCCAUCUAACUCUUUUUUUUUUUUUUUUUUUUUAAGACAGAGUCUCACUCUGUUGCCCAGGCUUGAGUGCAAUGGCGAGAUCUUACCUUACUGCAACCUCCGCCACCCAGGUUCAAGCAAUUCUCCUGCCUCAGCCUCCCGAGUAACUGGGAUUACAGGCAUGUGCUGCCAUGCCCAGCUAAUUUUUGUAUUUUUAGUAGAGAUGGGGUUACACCAUGUUGGCCAGGCUGGUCUCAAACUCCUGACCUCAGGUGAUCUGCCCGCCUCGGCCUCCCAAAGUGCUGGGAUUAGAGGCGUGAGCCACUGUGCCCAGCCAUUGCAUGUAACUCUUUUAGGUGAUAGGAAUGGGCAUUUAUUAUGCUAGAAGUCAGUGAAAGUUAAGUAAGCAGAAGCUGUCCUUUUUAACAACAGCUUCAGGCCUAUCAACUCUAUGUGGAUAGAUGUAUUAUUUUGCUAAAAGUAUGAAUAUGCUCUAUUUGAAUUCUCCCUAAACUACCACAAUCACUGAGUCUAUAUUUUCCCAUGUCUCUAAGAGAAAGUCAGGCUCUGGCAAAAGCACCAUUUUGUACAUAGAGUCACAUCCCAACAGAGAAGUUAACUUUUCAGAAGCCUUUCUAACACAAAUAUGGAGCACCUCCCCUCAUGACCAAGAAUGAUCAUUUUGUUUUGAUUCUCCAAACUGUCUAUUAGUGCAAAGGAGUUGUUACAUGAACUUCAUAGACCUCUUAAUCUUUUCUUGAUUGCAUUUAUAUAUUUUUUCCCUUUCUCUUGUAUAAUUUUUGAUGAUUUGUUGUGCAAUGAAAUUCCUAUGAAUGCACCUAAUUUCCGUAACUGAAUAUUUGCAUGGAAUAGAAUAUGAAUCAGUCUUUUCAGAUUACUUUUGAAACACAAAUGCUCCCACUAAUUAUGUUUCGACCCACCAGCUCUUUCUGAAUUAUGUGUACUUGAAACCUUAAUUUGCUAUUUAAAAGCAAAAUGCUUCAUUCUCAGGGAAGUGACUGCAGCAGGAAUAUUUGCUUGCUUGUUAACUUUAUCUUCCUCCAGGCAUGUAGUCUUCAAAUGGAGUCUUCAAGGGAAUAGUAACGUGGACACUUGGACCCACUGCUUGUGGAUGAAUUUCAGAAACCUAGAGAAAUGCUGCUUGUUUAUUGUGGACACUUGUAUGGCAUUAGGCAGUGUUUACAGAAUGUUUAGGCAUUCUAAAGCAGAACACAAUUAAGAAACACUGUUAGGAAAUUUACUCAAAUGAUAUAAUUGAUUAAGAGUUAAGGUCUUCCUAUAAGUAUCAUCUAUGACUCAUUAAAUACUAUGAAUUUUGAUGUCCAAAAACAAAUACAGGACUGAUUAUGUACAAUUCCAGAAAUAUCAUUAAUUAAUCACCACUCAUUUUUAAGAUGUGUGAAGACUGUACUAUUGGCUAGUGAAUUUUAUCAGUAUUAAUAUGCAUAGAACCCACAUUCCUCUUUUUGAUUUGAUGUAUUAUAGCAUGUAUGUAUUGCUAUUUUUCUCUUUUUUUGAAGUGGUGAGGAAUCAUGCACAGUCAAUAUGCUGGGUUCCUUUAGAAAUGACUUUAGCUUCUGUCUGAAGGCAGGAAAAACUUCUUUUUAAGGAACUUUCAUCAUUGCCUUUUACUUUUUCUAUGAUGGUUUUCAUGAGCACUGAAAUCACUUGGAGAGGCAAUGCAAAGAAAUCUAUCUGAAACAGCUUCUUGGCACCCUGGAGUUACAGCUAUGAAGGGCUCCAACGUAAGGGAAGCUUAAUGCUUCCGAAUAUUGACUUUGACUCCUUGGGUGAAAUUCUGUCCAAAUAUAAAAUUCUUCACGUUCAACAACUAAAUGUAAUAAAUGAAUUUCAUAUAUACUUAUAUUAUAUCUUUGAGAUUAAAUUAAUUAUCCUUUUGUGGGAACUGACAGCUUUGGGUAGAUUAUUUUUUCAGUUGAAAUGUGUUGCUAACAAUAUGCUUACCCUUGAACGCUGUUUUUCAUAUUGAUAGGAAGACACAAAUUUCUCAGGGAAACAACUUUGUGAUAAAGGAAUUCUUAUGUGUGUCAUUACAGUAAAUUGCAUAUUGUAAAUA
This is a messenger RNA of Pan troglodytes (chimpanzee), 7732 nucleotides long. RefSeq names its product NIMA related kinase 10 (gene NEK10). Gene Ontology annotation, biological process: protein phosphorylation; regulation of cell cycle G2/M phase transition; positive regulation of MAP kinase activity. Lineage: Eukaryota; Metazoa; Chordata; Mammalia; Primates; Hominidae. The coding region runs from base 275 to 3796 and encodes 1173 amino acids. Gene Ontology annotation, molecular function: protein serine/threonine kinase activity; ATP binding. The record is from RefSeq and is a predicted model, not a curated record. The transcript is spliced from 38 exons.